AUGCCGAGCCCCCGGAGCAGCCGCGAGCGACGCACCGGCAGCAGCAGCCGCCUGGAAUUCCUGUCCCUCGUGAGCCAGCGCAGCCCCGGCGUCCCGGACAGCCCGUCACGCCGCAAGGAGUCGGGCAGCUCUGCGGCGGCCCCCCCGCCCGAGGAGGACUGCAUGAAGCUGAACCCCUCCUUCCUGGGCAUCGCCUUCAGCUCCCUGCUCGCCAUCGACCUCUGGGCCUCCAAGCGCCUGGGCGUCUGCGCUGGAGAGGGCUCGGCCUGGGGCAGCGCACGCCCCCUCAUGAAGGUCAUCGAGGUUUCGGGGCAUGGCAUCCCCUGGCUGCUGGGUACCUUCUACGGGCUGUGCCAGAGUGACAGCUCAGCGGCCAGGGAGGUGCUGCUCAACCUGCUCUUCGCAUUGCUGCUGGAUCUCGUGCUGGUGGCAGUGGUGAAAGGGCUCGUCAAGCGGCGGCGGCCCACCCACAACAAGAUGGACAUGUUCGUCACAAUCUCGGUGGACAGGUACUCCUUUCCGUCAGGCCACGCCACCAGAGCAGCCCUGGUCUGCCGCUUCAUUCUGCACCACCUGGUGCUUGCUGUCCCGCUGCGGGUCCUCGUGGUGCUCUGGGCUCUCAUCGUCGGCAUUUCAAGGGUCAUGCUGGGCAGGCACAACGUGACAGACGUGCUCUUCGGUUUGCUGCUGGGCUAUGCGCUGUACAGCGUGGUGGAGUACUGCUGGCUGUCCCCGCUCAGUGCGCCUGCCCUCUUCGCACUCUGGAGCCAUUGAUGGCUGGGUCCCUCUCAAAGGAGAAGGCGCACACCCAGUUUUCUAAGCGUGCACAGGGAGUGGAUACUGGGACUUGAACUCACAUCCUAGACCCCACCUAUCCAGCCAAGACUUCAACACUAGUGGUGCUGCAGGCUCCUGGGCCCACACUUAGAUGUUUGGUGCUGUCCUGCCCUCCUGAUGGGCUGUCAGGCAUGGUGUGCACUGACCAAGCAGCUGCACUGACCUCCCGUGAAAAACCUGUCCCUGCAGAGCCCAGGGAGGGCUCAGCACAUUCAUCCAGCAGCUCACUGCUGAUACUGUGAAUCGGCAUGCCCUUGCUGGGCACCUGUUGCAUUAGCCUAUGGUAUAUGUGAUAGCUGUGGCUUUGCAGAUUUCUCUGCAAUUGCCCACGUAUCUGUCUGCUGUAAAUACACUGAUCACGUUGCUGUCGUGAGCAUGCCCUGCACAGCCUGCUCCAUAGUGUCUGCCUGGAGGGGACUCACUGGGGUCUGUCCUCAGGAUUAUAAAGAGCUCUGCCUUC
Messenger RNA from Aptenodytes forsteri (emperor penguin), 1297 nucleotides. It is a transcript of the gene PLPP6, whose product is annotated as phospholipid phosphatase 6. The record is from RefSeq and is a predicted model, not a curated record. Bases 1 to 774 code for a protein of 257 amino acids. NCBI's taxonomy places the organism in Eukaryota, Metazoa, Chordata, Aves, Sphenisciformes, Spheniscidae. The transcript has 2 exons. Gene Ontology annotation, molecular function: sphingosine-1-phosphate phosphatase activity.